This is a messenger RNA of Strongylocentrotus purpuratus (purple sea urchin), 2616 nucleotides long. RefSeq names its product caseinolytic peptidase B protein homolog. Gene Ontology annotation, molecular function: ATP binding; ATP hydrolysis activity; protein binding. Gene Ontology annotation, biological process: cellular response to heat. The transcript is spliced from 13 exons. The coding region runs from base 8 to 1912 and encodes 634 amino acids. The record is from RefSeq and is a predicted model, not a curated record. Lineage: Eukaryota; Metazoa; Echinodermata; Echinoidea; Camarodonta; Strongylocentrotidae. Gene Ontology annotation, cellular component: mitochondrion; cytoplasm.
UUUCAAGAUGGCAGCCUCCAUGGUCUCCACGAAUGUGAUGAAAUUGCGUCUGUUUCUUUCAUGUUUACGGAGAAUCAGUUGCGAAAAGAGUGAAUUUUCACAAAUAAUUAAUUCUAGGAGAAUAUCUUCACUUAAGAAUUGUAUUAAUGUGAGGUAUUACAUUGAAAGUAGGAAGUUAUAUCGUUUGUAUUCCACAUGGCGUAUCAGAACUGCGGGAAUAGGGGCCACUGCAGCAAUUGCCCUCGGGGCGGUAGCGGCGUGUGCUGAGUCUGUCGAAGCUGUGAAGGCAACAUGGUUCCUUGCAUCUAGAAAGGAUGAUGUAGAUGAAAUAUCCAGGUUACUGAGGUCAGGGUUCAAUGUGAAUGCCAGACAUCAGCUGGGAUGGACAGCCUUGCAUGUAGCAACUAUCAACAGACAUGAAAAGGCUCUGAGAGCAUUACUCAAGGCAGGAGGAGACCCAAACAUCGGAGAUGAGUUUAGCAGUGUGUGGCAGACAGCGCAGGAGAAAAGCCUCAACUCAUUACAAGUUUUAUAUGAUAGGGAGGAUGACUUCAGUGACAGACUGAACAACAGAGCCUCAUUCCGUGGCUGUACAGCUCUCCAUUAUGCCGUCCUCUCAAAUGACAUCAAUAUCGUCAGGAUUCUACUUGAAGCAGGUGCUGAUCCAAUGAUAACCAAUGAGAAUGGUCAUACUCCUAUGCAGUAUGCCAAAGGUCAAGCCAUAAAGCAGCUACUUGAAGAAAACAGCAAGAAGUUUUCAGCAUUACAAGCAAAGAGAGCAGCAGAGGAGAGACGUCGCUUUCCAUUAGAGCAGAGACUUACAGAGUUUAUCAUUGGACAGGAUGGUGCCAUAGCAACCGUUGCUGCAGCUGUUAGGAGGAAAGAAAAUGGUUGGAUGGAUGAAGAUCACCCUCUAGUCUUUCUCUUCUUGGGCUCAUCAGGAAUAGGCAAGACGGAACUUGCCAAGCAAAUAGCACGGUACAUGCACAAGGAUGUCAAGAAUGGCUUCAUUAGGAUGGACAUGUCCGAGUACCAGGAGAAACACGAAGUGGCCAAGUUUAUUGGGGCACCACCGGGGUACGUGGGUCAUGACCAGGGGGGUCAGCUCACUAAGAAGCUCAAGCAGAAUCCCAAUGCUGUGGUGCUGUUUGAUGAAGUGGACAAAGCACACCCUGAUGUACUCACCAUCAUGCUACAACUCUUUGAUGAGGGGAGACUGACAGACGGGAAAGGCAAGACAAUAGAAUGCAAAGAUGCCAUCUUUGUGAUGACAUCCAACAUUGCUAGUGAUGAGAUUGCCAGUCAUGCAUUGCAGCUAAGAAGAGAAGCCAAGGCUAUGAUGAAACAGAGACAGACUGCACAAGUAGAGAGUGAAGCAGCUGAAAUGACAGAGCAGGUGACGAUCUCCAAGAGGUUCAAGGAAGAUGUCGUCCAGCCGAUCCUCAAGAGGCACUUCAGAAGAGACGAGUUCCUAGGCAGGAUCAACGAGAUGGUCUAUUUUCUACCAUUCUCUCGCGCCGAGCUUAUCAGACUGGUCUCCAAAGAGCUCAACUUCUGGGCAACGAGGGCCAAAGACAGACAUGAGAUGGAGUUGACAUGGGAUGUUGAAGUUCUUGAAGUUCUUGCUGAUGGAUAUGAUGUCCACUAUGGAGCAAGGUCUAUCAAACAUGAGGUUGAGAGAAGGAUCGUCAACCAGCUUGCUGCUGCCCAAGAGAAGCUCCUCAUCUCUCAAGGAUGCAAGCUCCACAUCGCUGUCGAUGCAGGUUCCCAUGACAACAAGAUGAGUGGAAGUCAAGAUCUGCAGCAGACGAAACUCAAGCUUCAAGUCAUCAAGAAAGGAAAGAAAGAAACAGUGAAUAUUCUUCCAUCAGUACCAGGUCCCGCUGAUGUCAACCAUCAUUCCAAUUUUUAGGCAAUAUUUUACCCCUGUUGAUGUGGAGCAAAUGAACUUGAAAAGAAAUACUUGAGAUUUUUCUUGACAUUUCAACUUGUGUGGAUAAAGCCAGGACAAAUCGUACUUUCUUCCAGAAAAAUAUUCAUGUGCAAUUUUAAAAAGGGAGUCAUUCAGCUCUGUGCUCCAACAAAUAUAACUUUCACAGUGGCUGUUGUACCCUAAAUUUAGUGUGAUACAUUCAAUGCAUAGUUCUGAGCCAUAAAUGUACAAUAGAUAGUUUUUAUCUUGUAUGUAAAUGAAGCAUCACUGCUAUCUCUAACUUUCACCCAGAAAUCUAUUUAUAGGGAACAUUAACUGAAACUUACUUAAACAAGUUACUUUUGCAAAUAAAUUAUCAUGUCAUUGUAUGUUUUUGUAUGAAAUGUUCUCUAUGGUUCUUGCAUGCUAAUAAAAUUAAUGGAUAAUUACAAAGACCUGGGAGAACACUAUAUUAAAAUCAUUGAAACUAGCAGCAUGUGUUUUAAUUUAGUCUGUAAGACAAAGAGAAAUAGAAAAGACAGGUUGAACAGAGCAGACAAAUAUUUAGAUUAUUUAUAGGGCAAGGAACAGGGAUGUAUAUAUCUUCAGGGUUUGUCAUGAUAUAUCACUAACCGGAGUGUUGGCUCAGUCAGUAGAGCAUCCGCCUCACAACCAGGAGGUCGUGGGUUCGAACCCCGGCUGCG